ACUAUAAAUACAAGAGAGAUGUUAAGUUCACAAUCGUCCGAACACAACCUUUCACAGAAACUCCCCGUUCUUUUCCAUCGCUCCAAAUAACCACUCCUGUGUCUCGCGCGUGCUAUCGAUUCGUUUCAAUCAAAACAAGUUAACAACCACCACCAUGUCUUCGGAGAAGAAACUAAUUACCUUGCAGAGCUCCGAUGGCGAGGUGUUCGUGAUCAGAGCUUCCGUCGCGGCCCAAUCCACGACGCUCAAGAACAUGAUCGAGGACAACUGCGCGUCCAGCACCAUUCCCGUGCCCAACGUGGACGGGAAGACCCUCGCCAUGGUGAUGGAGUACUGCCAGAAGCACGCGGACUCGGAAUCCGACAGCGACCUGAAAACGUACGACACGGAGUUCUUGGACGUAGACCAGGCGGUUCUGUACCGCCUGAUCAUGGCCGCCAACUACCUCGACGUCAGGGAACUGCUGGACUCGAUUUGUCAGAAAGUCGCCGACAUGAUCAAGGGGAAGACGCCCGAGCAGAUCAGGAAGACGUUCAACAUUGACAACGAUUUUACUCCCGAGGAAGAAGAGGAAGUUCGUAAGGCGAAUGCGUGGGCUUUCGAGUGAUUUUUUAAUUUGUCAUUGUGCUUCUUGCGUAUUUUGAAUUUUGUUUUUCUACAUGUGGUUGGUAAUUUCUUUGUUUUAUGUAAUGAGUUUU
Molecule: messenger RNA, 698 nt
Organism: Rhododendron vialii
Lineage: Eukaryota; Viridiplantae; Streptophyta; Magnoliopsida; Ericales; Ericaceae
Product: SKP1-like protein 1
Exons: 1
Coding region: 155-607 (150 amino acids)
Biological process (GO): SCF-dependent proteasomal ubiquitin-dependent protein catabolic process
Cellular component (GO): nucleus; cytoplasm
Molecular function (GO): cullin family protein binding
Source: RefSeq, a predicted model, not a curated record